Molecule: messenger RNA, 156 nt
Organism: Anisakis simplex (herring worm)
Lineage: Eukaryota; Metazoa; Nematoda; Chromadorea; Rhabditida; Anisakidae
Source: the annotation of a GenBank genome assembly
AUGACCAAAAAACAAUUACUAUUUAAAAUCCUUGUAAUUGGUGACGUUGGCACGGGCAAGUCAUCGAUCGUUCGGCGCUACGUUCAUAAUCUAUUUAAUCAAUAUUAUAAAGCCACCGUAAUUACCUAUUGUUCAGUUUCUUUGUAUCACAUUUGA